Nerophis lumbriciformis (worm pipefish) is the source of this 2086-nucleotide messenger RNA. It is a transcript of the gene dnaja1, whose product is annotated as DnaJ heat shock protein family (Hsp40) member A1. The record is from RefSeq and is a predicted model, not a curated record. Lineage: Eukaryota; Metazoa; Chordata; Actinopteri; Syngnathiformes; Syngnathidae. Gene Ontology annotation, molecular function: Hsp70 protein binding; ATP binding. Gene Ontology annotation, biological process: protein folding; response to heat.
ACGUCAAUGUUAGUCCCCUUAAAUCGCAUAUUGAUGACGUCAAUGCAGCGCUAUGCCCAUGUCUGGGUGAACAUUCUGGAAUUUUGACCGGCGCUCGACCUUUUAGCCGUUUGAAAUUGUUUCUUCUGUUAAGGUUAUCAUCUCAAGGUAAACAUGGUGAAGGAAACGGCUUUCUAUGAUAUAUUGGGUGUGAAAGCCAACGCCACUCCCGACGAACUCAAAAGGGCUUAUCGCAAACUCGCUCUCAAAUAUCAUCCUGACAAAAACCCUGCAGAAGGAGAGAAGUUCAAGCAAAUCUCACAGGCGUACGAAGUCUUGUCAGAUGCUAAGAAAAGAGACAUUUAUGACCGUGGAGGAGAAAAGGCCAUAAAAGAAGGAGGUGGUGGCGGCGGAGGAGGAGGAAGCUUUGCAUCACCAAUGGACAUCUUUGACUUGUUUUUUGGAGGCGGGAGUCGGAUGCACAGAGAAAGAAAAGGGAAGAACAUCGUGCACCAGAUUUCAGUGACGCUUGAUGAUCUUUACAAUGGCGCCACCAGGAAAUUGUCUGUUCAGAAGAAUACCAUUUGUGAGAGAUGUGAAGGUCGCGGCAGUCGUAAAGGGGCCGCCCAGAUGUGCAUGACGUGCCACGGUACGGGCAUGCAGGUGCGCGUGCACCAACUCUUGCUGGGUAUGGUCCAGCAGGUGUCCACAGUGUGUCACAGCUGCCAAGGCCAAGGGCAGCGAAUCAGCCAGAAGGACCGCUGCAAAGCCUGCGCGGGUCGGAAGAUCCUGCGACAGAAGAAGAUCCUGGAGGUGCACAUUGACAAGGGAAUGAAAGAUGGGCAGAAGAUACUGUUCCAGGGGGAGGGAGACCAGGAGCCGGGACUUGAGCCAGGUGACAUCAUCAUUGUCCUGGACCAGCAGGAACAUCCACAAUUCACCAGGAGAGGAGAGGACUUGACCAUGUCGAUGGAGUUACAGCUGGUAGAAGCCCUGUGCGGUUUCCAGAAGCCCGUUCAGACACUUGACAAGCGCACCCUCCUCAUCACUUCUCAUCCAGGGGAACUGAUCAAACCGGGCGACACCAAGUGCGUCUGCAACGAGGGGAUGCCAAUGCACCGCCGGCCCUUUGAGAAAGGCAAACUUAUAAUUCACUUUUCUGUGGUGUUCCCAAAAGCCAACUUCCUCCCAAAGAACAAGCUGAAGGAGCUGGAGCGCUACCUGCCGGUCAAGGAGGACGCGGAGCAGCCGGAGAGCAUGGAUGACGACCUGUACAUCUACGCCGACCUGGAGGACUGUGACGUGGAGAAUCGUAAGCGACAGCGGCAUCAACACUACUACGUGGACGAGGACGACUACACCAGCACCGGAGGUGUUCAGUGCCAGACGUCCUAGACCACAACACCAUUCACGUUACAAAAAGCCCAACCCUUCAUCUUCUUAAAUGAAGCGCCUUUUUUUGCACUUUUUUUGUUUUGUUUUGGUUUGACAUUUGUCAGCUGUCCAGCUCACACACAAAGUUGUCCAUGGUCAUUGUUUUUUUUCAAAGGCGAUGGCCAGUGGACUUUUUGUUGUCGCUGCAAAGACACUGUGGCAAAAUGUGUGGUCUUCUUACGUGUCUGAACAAGGCAGCAGCAUUCAAAUACGAUGCCAAUACCAGUAUGGAAGAACUCUUUUGUAGUGUUUCUAAAUCCCUUCUUCAACCCAACGUGUGAACGCAAACUUGAUUUUACUACAUUUUAUGCUAUUUUACCCUUUUUAAAAGGGCUGUUUUCUAAACAUUACCCGAUCUUAACAAAGCCAGGCAAUGGUACAUUUAAAAAAAACAAAAACUAAUUUAUAAGAGUGUUGAUUUUGGUUAACGUGCAAUGUGAGUUGCCAUCAGUGUGUUCAAAAUGUCUGCUGUUUAAAGGUGUGAGUGACACCUCAAACAUUAUAGCCACCUUUUAAAAACAGCAGCAUUUUAUUUACUUUAGGGACCAACAUGUGGGUUUUAAUCAUUAAGGAGGUAAAGGCCUAAAAGUUGUUAUGUGAACUGACUGACUUGGUAGGUGUGGGUCUGCAGGGUGCACACCUCAUACCUCAAUAAAGUGAUUGUCUUAAGCCA